Molecule: messenger RNA, 4027 nt
Organism: Chlamydomonas reinhardtii
Lineage: Eukaryota; Viridiplantae; Chlorophyta; Chlorophyceae; Chlamydomonadales; Chlamydomonadaceae
Exons: 9
Coding region: 78-3506 (1142 amino acids)
Biological process (GO): spindle assembly
Cellular component (GO): mitotic spindle microtubule; HAUS complex
Molecular function (GO): microtubule binding
Source: RefSeq, a predicted model, not a curated record
CGUAUACGGUCAACAUAUACUAAUACAAUGACGUAGUCAUAACAACACCAUUGUCUAGUCUUGACGGGUUUGCGAAAAUGCAAAGACCUGGGCCAAGCUCGGCUAAGCUGGAGGUUCCCACGAGUGACGAGUCGGCUUUGUAUAGAAACUUCUGUAUUCUAGGUCUGCACUUAGCGCUUCGUCAGGAGGGGUUUGAGCUGUCGCCGACCUGCUUUCGCCGGAGCAACAACAAGGCGCUGGAGCAUGUUUUGUAUAGGCUGUUCACUCUCAUAGAAGGAAAGCAGCGCGCGUCAAAGGAUUUCAAGGACAAAUGGCCAGUCCUCGACAAGGUGCAGCAGACGCCCUUCUACCAGAGGAUCGGCGACUGGACGAAAGAGCUGAAGGACGCUGGCCGCUUGGACCCUUCAGUGAUUCUGCCGGUGUCUGCAUUGAAGACCAACACUUCCAACAGGCUGACGUCACUGCUGCUUGAGCUGUCCACACUGGCUCUGCAGCAGGAGCUGGAGGCCAGCUGCCCGGACCAGGCGCAGAUCGGCGCCGGCCCCGGCCCCGCCGAGGAGCUUCUGCCUCUGGAGCUGCGGCUCGGCCACGCCGUGACGCGGUCGCGUAAGGCCGCCGCCGCCUUCCUGGGCGCCUGCGCGGCCGGCUCGGCGGCGUGUGAGGCGCUGGAGGCGGGUGCGGCCGGCUUCAAGCGCUCCUACUACGCCCUGCAGGCCAGCAUCCGGCAGCACGAAGCGGCCAAGGCGGAGAUCAAGGCGCGACUGGAGGCUUCCACAGCCGCCGCCUUGCCGCGGCAGCAGACGCCGCUGCAGAACCGCGCGGCCAGCAGCGGCGGUGGAACCGCCGGCAACGGCAACAGCAGUCCCGGCGUGCAGCGCAGUCCCGCCGCCGUGGCCAUGGCGGAGGCCGCGGCGGCGGCGGCCGCAGCCGGCCGCAGCCCACUGGCGGACCGCCCUUCGGGUGGCGGCGCAGCCGCCACUGACGCCGAUGCCACAUUGGCGGCGGCGGCGGCGCGGCAGUCGGCUCAGCUGCGUCAGCUGGCGGGCAUGCUGUCAGGUCUGGACGGCCACCUGACGGACCACACGGAGCUGGCCAAGGCGCUCAUGACGGGCACACAAGGCCAGGAGCGGGCGCCGAAGCAGCAGCCUCUACAAGGCCUACAGGAGGCGGUGCCGCGGCGGCAACUGGGGGACCACUCCACCGCUGCUGCGCCCAGCACCGGAAUUGGAGCCGGAAGCGGCGCCCAGCAGCAGCAGCAGGUGCUGCACCCGCACCAGGUCGACGGGGCUGAGCUCCGUGCCAUCGCCGCCCGCGCGGCGGCCGGGCUCCUCGGCACCUCCACCUCCACCAUCACCUCCACCACCAUCGGCUCUGCCGGUGCGGAGCAGCAGCCCACGCCGCCGGCUGGCUCCCGGCCCUCUGCUGUGUCGCCUCCGGGUCCGGACCAGAUCGUGCUGGCGGUGCAGCUGUUUGCGUCCAUGCUGGGCAGCCUGGCGCCGCACGUCAGCCAGCUGGCCAUGGCGGGCGAGGCGGCGGGCCCGCCGCCGCUGCUGCAGCCGCCCAGCCAGCCCAGCAGCCACGCGGCGCACGUGGCACACCAGCUGCAGGUGCACACGGCGGCGUCGCGGCAAAUGGCGGCGCAGGCGGCGGCGCUGCGGCAGCAGGCGGCCGCUUACGAGCCCACGCUGGAGGCCCUGCGCGCGCGCUGCCCGCACCAGCCAUCGGCACCGCCGCCGCGCUCCCGGCCGCCCGCCUCGGCCUUCGAGUACCUCGACGACGACGACGACAGCAUCCUCCACACAGGAACUGGCGGCGCCGCCUUCGCCUCUGGGCUCGCCUCUCCUAGUCAGGGCUUGGCCCUGGCGGGCUUUGAGGACAUAGCCGCAGACCAGGGCCUGGAGCUGGGGCUUGGGCUUGACGGCGGCACUCUCAUGCUCGGCCUGCCGCCCAGACUGCUCACGGCGGCACGGGGCCGCACCGCUGCAUCGCUGUCUGAGGCCGGCGCCGGGGCGGGCUUCGGCGCAGGGGUGGGAGCAGGCGCGGUGGGCGGGCAGGGCGCCGCUGCGAGCCCUGUGGGGCGCGCCAAGUCCCACAGUGCGGGAGGGCUGGAGGGCUUUGGCGGCGGUGCCGGUGUUGGGGCCCCGGGCCUGCACUCGCCGCGGUUGUCCCAACAGCAACUGCAUCAGCACCCGGUGGCGUCGCCCAGCACCUCGGCCCUCAGCGGCGAGGUGGCGGCGCUGCAGGCGCGGCUGCAGAAGCUGACCGGCGGCAGCGGCAGCGGCGUAGGCGCGUCGCCGGGCUCUGCGCAUCAGCCCCGCGCCGGCGCUGUGUCGCAGUCGCCGACCACGUUUGAGGCGAUGGCGGCGGCAGUUGCUGCAUUCCGGGCGUCGUCUGGAAUGGCGGCGCCGCCGGCACCGGCAGCUGCUGCGGGCAGCGCAGGCACGACCGCGAUGUCGCCAUCAGGCGCGUCCGUGCGGCACUCGCCUUCGGCGCCGGCGCCUCCGGCGCCGGCAGGAGUGAGCGCUGAUGGGCUGGGCGGGAGGCUGGGGCUCGGCGCUCAGGGCUUCGGUGGUGCAGCGGAGGACGCCAGCGGCCUGGUUUUGGGCUUCGGAGGCAGCGGCUUCGGCAGGAGCGGUCCUGGCGAGCUGGCUGGCGCGACGGUGCACAGCGCCGCCUUCGGCGGCGGCAGCGAGGAUGCCAAUGGCAACGACGGCGGCGGCGGCAGCGGCUUCGGGUUUGGCGGCUUCGGAGCCUUUGGUGGGGGGCUGGACAGUGGUGACGGGCUGGAUGGGUCAGAUGACGAGGCGCUCGCAGCCGCCGCCGAGCUCGCGGCCGCGGCCGUGCGGCAGCACCAUCAGCCAUCCGCGAACCAGCACGGCGCAGCCGUGGGCGCUUUCCCCUCUGGCGCUGCUGCCGGGCAGGCCCAGAUGGACGGCGGCGGCAGUGCCAGGCUGGCGCUGGCGUCGCUGCUGACGGCGGACAGCUUCGAUGACGACGACGUUCUGAUGGCUGACGUUGACGUCGGCUCGACAGCGGCGGCGCCGCCCGCCACCUCAUUCUUCAGCCCUGUCAAGACCACGGCGCCGACGGCGGGCGUCGCCGGCGGCGGCAGCAAGGGGUUGGAAUUUCGGGGCGAUGACGCCGCUGUUACCAGCCCGAUGGCGGCUGCCAACGGCUUGGCAAAGCACUCGCUGGGGCUGCUGCUGUCGCCGCGGUCUCGUGGCAUCGACCAGGUUUUGGGCAGCAUGACGGGCGGUGCCGUCGGCAGCGGUAACAGCAACACUGGCGUUGGCGGCAGCAGCUUCGCCACCGCGCUGGACGCGGCUGCAGCUGCGGCGCCGCUUGCGGUGCAGGCUGCCGGGGCUGUGGCGGGCGGGCUGAUGGGGCUGGUGGGAACGUCGUCAAGCCUGGCGUCUGCGACGUCUGGCGGGUCGGGUGUGGUGCUGGGGGCAGACAUCCUGGCGCUCAAGGCACGUAUGGCAGCCAUGCAGCAGCAGGCGCAGUAGCAGAAGGGACUGUAGCAAGGGCGGGUAGCAGAAGGGGCGAUGGCAGAGGCUGCAAGUCAGCGAAUGGGAUUGUGGCAGGGGCUGUAGCCGCGGCUGCAGGCCCCUGCCAGGGAGCAGGAGCCAGAGCAAGGGGUAGCAGUGGGCGCUGCGGGCGUGGAAGCAGGCGAAGGGGCGUGUUGGUGGUGAAGGCCCAGCCCCUACCAGGGCGAUAUCCCACAAGAAUACGGCGGGCCUCGGUGUGGUGAAAUAAAUCCCAAAUCCGAGCAGGGGCUGGGGAAAUGUGGGCCUGUGAUUUGGGAUGGUUUGAUGCUUGCAGUGUAGUAAGGCCCGGCGUAGCGGUGAUAGCACAGCGCGGGCCCAAAGCCGUGGGACGAGACGUGCCGUUUGCAGCACGGAUGGCAGCACGGGUCCGUGUCCCCAUGCAUCAGGUGUAUUGGAUGUUGGGAGUACUCACACAUCGCGGGUAGUAUGGGUUGAGGCAGGUUAUUAUGCGGCAAGCGCUGUUGUAACCGUUCUUUGCC